ACGGUAUGUUAACGUCUGCUUUCACGCCUUGAAACACAGUUCGUGGCGAGCAGCAAUUGACGUUCUAUAUUUGGCGUUGCCUCGUCGGAGGAGCCUAAGCGGAUCUUGUGGAACGUGUGAGUGGCGUGCGGUGAUGUCUACGAAUGGUGCCGUCUGACGACAGUAAAUGAGAGUUGCAGUAUUACCUUGCCCCUGAAUCAAUUCGAUAUAGCAAGACCUGUUGACAUCAUGGAGGCGCAGGGCAUCUACAUGGAGGUGGAGCAGCCUGAGGAGGACUGCGUGGAACACCAAUACAUGUGUAGCGAAUGCUACCAGCUUUUCAACUCCCUGGAGGAUGUGCUGAUCCACCAGGAGAUUCAUACAGGCCAGGAGGGAGAGGAAGGCGAGGUGGGCCAGGUGGUCCACUGCGAGCAGUACCAGUGCCUGGAGUGUGGCUCGGUACUCGUGGACUCCGAGGAGCUGCUGCUGCACCAGGAGAUGCACAUGCGGGAGGCUGGGAUGGAGGCUAAGCAACAAGAGUUGUGUGAGGCUGAGGUUCCCCAAGAUUGUGGUUCACAGCCACCCCAACCGGUCCAGUACCAGUGUCUCGACUGUCUUGCUUUGUUUGACUCGCCCAACACGUGGCUGGAACACCGCAAAAGCCACAACAGUAGCACCACAAGCACCUACGCGGAGAUGACUCCACAGGAGUACGAGGUCCAAGCGGACGGCACCGUGGCUCCUGUCACCAACAUGCAGAACUUUGUGUUGAGUGAGCGGCAGGCCGGGGAGAUUUUGGCACAGGUGUUUGCGCAGCAGCAGCAAAAGAAGAAAGGCCACCCCAUCUCAAAGUCCGCCAGCUGCGCCUCCCUGCUUCCCACAGUGACGCCUACCCCCGGCUCAGCCACCAUGCACCUUCAGAUCCUGACAGCCCAAGCUCUGGCCGAUAGCUCCGGGACGCGCGCUCAACCCAGCAAGAUUGCGUCCGUGGCGGGCUGGCAAAAGCGUGGCGCCCUGGAGAACGGCACCGCCCGCCGAGUGGAGCUGAUGUUGUCCCCCGUGGGCGUCGCCGACCCCCGGCGGCUGCCGACAGAGAUGGUGGUCAUCCAACCGUACGAAUGCUCUGAAUGCGCCCUUCUCUUCCAGACCCCGGAGGACCUCCUCCAACACCAGGGGGAGCACUUCCUGGGUCAGGACAAAGAGAGUUCGGAGGUGGGACUGAUGUGCGGCUUCGAGGAAGCCCGGGGGCGCGAGGAAAUGGUGGACAAGACGGACAACUCCGUAGGGCAACUGAACCAAGCCAUAACAACGGAGAAGAAACCUGCGCUGUUGCCCAAGACCCAGCAGUGCUCACUGUGCAGUCGCAACUUCAGCUCCGUCAACCGGCUCAAAGCUCACCAGCGCGUACACGAGCAGGGCACGCAUGAGUGCACUGAGUGCGGCAGGGUUUUCAAGAAAGAGAGCUCACUGCAGGCCCACCUGCGCACCCACUUGGGUGUGAGCAGGUAUUUGUGCGUGGACUGCGGCCAAGGCUUCACCACCGAGAUGACCCUCAUCAUGCACAGAAAGUCGCACACGGCAAACCCCCUUCACAAGUGCCAGUUCUGCAACAAGACCUUCACCAACAUGACCAAGUACCUUUACCACCGACGGUCACACCUCAGCCUCAACGCCUGUGGCAUGCCUGCCUCCAACACCACCACGGUCAACACUGCUCCACAACGAGCCUCUCUCUCCAUUCUGGCCAUCCUACAGCGAGCCAGGGAGAAGAACACGCGGAUGAUGGCCCCCCUCUCUGAGGAGGAAAUGGAAAACAUGGACCAGGACCCUGCGGAUCUGAACAAGGUGGACAGGAGUGAGGGUCAAGGAACGGAGAGUGAAGAGCGUCCUGACGACAAAUCUGCCGAAGAUUUCGCGUCCAGCUCUGCAGGAAGCGCUCCGCCCGCGUCUUCGGAAAAAGGCGGGUUCACUUGUCGCUCUUGUCCGAAGACGUUCCCCUCCCAGCUGCAGCUCCUCCAGCACCGGCGUGCGGCACACGGGCCCGAGCGCAGCUUCCUGUGCGGCGUCUGUGGCAAGGCCUUCAAGAAGCAGAUCCACGUACGCAACCACAUCCGCACGCACACGGGCGAGCGGCCUUUCCAGUGCGCCGACUGCGGCAAAACAUUUUCAUCCCUCGCCAACCUCACCCGCCACACGCUGAUCCACACUGGCGUGCGGCCGUACCGCUGCGACGUGUGCCAGCGCUCCUUCUCGCAGUCAUCCAACCUGCGCCAGCACAGCCUUCUGCACGCGGGGGGCGGAAGCGGGGGCCUGAAGUGUCCCGACUGCCCCGCCGCCUUCCGCUGGUGCACCAAGCUGGCCGCCCAUCGCUUCACGCACCACCAGGGAUCUCCCGCACCCUUCCCUUGUCCCCACUGCGAGGCUGGCUUCCUCACCAGGAGGCACCUAGAUGCCCACUCUUCGGAGCAACAUCCCCUCAUUCCUCCAGAGUCAGGGGGCAACCCCACCAGCCAAUCGGAGCGGUCCCCCUCUACCGCAGAAGAUUCCGGCACUCUGGUUCAAGGCGGCUUGGAUUGUGACAUCUGCGGUAAGAAGCUCAACUCCCCCGCCAAUCUGCGGCUACACAAGCUGAGCCACCCCGGUUCCGUGCGGCUGCGCGGCGCACCCGGCAAGCGGGCUAAAUCCCACCAGUGCCCCGUGUGCGGCAAACUGUUCGUGUCCAGCUCGGGCGUAGCGCUGCACCAGCGGGUGCACACGGGCGAGCGGCCUUUCCCGUGUCAGAUCUGCAGCAAGCGCUUCCGCCAGAGGACGCACCUGCGCGAGCACCUGCGCACGCACUCAGGCUUGCGUCCCUUCUGCUGCGAGAUGUGCGGCAAGGGCUUUGUCCAAAGCAUGCACCUGGUCGAACACCGCCGCACACACACGGGGGAGCGGCCGCACGUCUGCCCGCACUGCGGAAAGGCCUUCAAGACCUUUUCCAACCUUAGGAACCACAAGAAGACACACAGUUGCCAGCAGAAGAGGGACCGGGACCGUGAGGCUAACGCCAAAGCUGUCUCGGGUGUUGAGGUUUCUGCGGUGGAACUCCCCAAUGGGCAGCCUCACUUCAUCCAGAUCCAAUCGUCAGACGUUCAGCAGGGCACCAAUACCAUCAUGUGCAACGAGUUCGGGGAGACCAUUGCCAUCAUCGAGAGCAGCGAGGGUGGGGCGCUGCCUCUGGAGCAGGCCUUGGAGAUCUUUCAGACGGCCCUGGAGAGCGGCAUGGAUGGACUGCAGAUGCUCUGAACCACAAGAAUUACUCACUUUGAAACACGUGUUCUGAAAACCACUCACAUAUAUAAUACGUACUGUUCAAAAGUUGGGGGUAAUUUAGAAAUGUCGUUAUUUUAGAAAGAAAAGGUCCCCCCCCCCCCCCCCCAAUGAAGUUCAGAUGUAAUUGAUCUGAAAUAUAUUCUAGACUUUGUCUAUUUAAAAAAGAAAAAAGAAAAAAAUACUCUUUGUUUGAAAACGUGUAUAAAUGAUCAAUGUGUUUUAAUGGAAAACAUGAAAUUGUUGAACUGUUAAUGAGGAGUCUUAAAAUGAACUUUAAAGGGGUUUGAGUGUCCAUGUGAAUACAUGUACCUUAUGUGACUUUUUAAAUAAUUUUUACUAUAAUUUGUAUUUUGAUGUGAUAGCUGGAGAGCUUGACAAAAAAGGGGUGUAAAUAAAUCAAUAAAUGUA
This is a messenger RNA of Phycodurus eques (leafy seadragon), 3699 nucleotides long. It is a transcript of the gene znf526, whose product is annotated as zinc finger protein 526. The record is from RefSeq and is a predicted model, not a curated record. Gene Ontology annotation, molecular function: DNA-binding transcription factor activity, RNA polymerase II-specific; RNA polymerase II transcription regulatory region sequence-specific DNA binding. Bases 229 to 3264 code for a protein of 1011 amino acids. NCBI's taxonomy places the organism in Eukaryota, Metazoa, Chordata, Actinopteri, Syngnathiformes, Syngnathidae. The transcript has 8 exons. Gene Ontology annotation, biological process: regulation of cytokine production; negative regulation of transcription by RNA polymerase II; regulation of immune system process. Gene Ontology annotation, cellular component: nucleus.